Molecule: messenger RNA, 2412 nt
Organism: Penicillium soppii
Lineage: Eukaryota; Fungi; Ascomycota; Eurotiomycetes; Eurotiales; Aspergillaceae
Product: putative C6 transcription factor
Exons: 2
Coding region: 1-2412 (803 amino acids)
Biological process (GO): DNA-templated transcription; regulation of DNA-templated transcription
Molecular function (GO): DNA-binding transcription factor activity, RNA polymerase II-specific; zinc ion binding; DNA binding
Source: RefSeq, a predicted model, not a curated record
AUGUUCGCCUCAACUUCCCCAGAGCUAAACCUCUCCCCACCCGUCAGCGAUAAUUCCCCGACUGUACCAACCCACACCCACGCAGUGGAACCCAGCUCCCGCAGCUGUGUCACCUGUCGCCGCCGCAAAGUCCGCUGCAACAAACGGUCCCCAUGUUCGAAUUGCACAAAGGCCGGAAUCGACUGCGUCUUCCCUCCGCCCGGUCGUGCCCCGCGCAAAUCGAAACGCCCACCUGACGCCGAGCUGCUUUCCCGCCUGCGGCGUCUGGAGGGCGUUAUUGAUCAUUUGAGAAAUAGCGGCCAUACGGAGGGGAGCUCGACGUCGACCCGGGGCUCGAUUUCUGGUGGGCAUGAAUCUGGGCGGAGUGAUACUGGUACGUCUAGGUCUGACGCUGAAACCCAGCCGAAGAGCCAAGAUGGUGGUGGUUGUCCGUUUGAAGACUCGGAUCCGAAGAAGUUGGCGCCUAAUAAGUUUGAGAAUGAAUUCGGGCGCUUGGUUAUUGAUGAAGGGCGGAGCCGAUACGUGAGUAAUCGGCUUUGGGCCAGUCUUGGUGAUGAGAUCGAGGAGUUACAGGAUAUUCUCGAUCAUUCGGAUUCCGAGGAAGAGGAUAUGCCUUCUCCGGAUUCUGCCCAUUCAGGCUCCCAUGAUGGGUUCCUCUUCGGGUUCUAUUCACUUUCCCGGUCUCUUCGGGAAUUUCACCCUUCCAUGCCUAAAGUAUCAAUGCUUUGGGAAAUCUAUGAAGAAAAUGUUGCUCCUUUAAUCACUAUAGUGCAUCGGCCGACAGCCAAGAACUUGUUCUUCGAGGCGGCACAGAAUCCAGACGCUCUGGAUAAGAACCAAGAAGCCUUGGUGUUUUCCAUGUAUCUUUGCAGUAUUGUCAGCAUGGCGCCCGAUCAGUGUAUGGUACAAUUUGGCCAAGAUCGCACCGCCGCUGUCAAACAGUAUCGGUUCGCCACUGAGCAGGCACUCGCAAAGGCCGGAUUCUUAAACACACAGAGCUUAGUCCUUCUCCAAGCAGCUGUCCUCUUUUUGGUCUGCGUCCGUCGCGAAGAUGACAGCAAGUUCGUGUGGUCCAUGACUUCAAUCGUCUUACGUCUUGCUCAGAGUUUAGGCCUACACCGGGAUGGCACUAAUUUCGCCCUAAAACCAUUUGAGACUGAAAUGCGCCGUCGGCUAUGGUGGCAUAUCUCGUUGAUGGAUGUUCGCUCGUCGGAGGAUCACGGCACCGAUCCGCUCAUCCACGAAAACAUGUACGAUACUCUACUGCCAUUGAACAUCAAUGACGAGGACAUCUCGCCUGAGAUGGAGGAGCCGCCCGAAGAGCGAGAAGGAUGCACAGAUGCGACGUUCUGUCUCAUUCGGUGUGAGAUUACGAGCGCCUUGCGACGGGCGAAUUACGUCUGUCCAGGCGCUCAAUGGCGGGCGCCGAGUAGCGUCCCAUCUAUAGACCGUUGCGAGCGGAUGAUAAAAAUUAUCAGUGAACGAUGCGAACAGCGAUAUAUCAGACACUGUGACAUGAACGUUCCCAUCCAGUGGUGUUCGGCCACCGUUGCGCGUCUUAUCCUUGCCAAACUGUGGCUGAUUGUUCAUCACCCUAUGACCCGCAAAGACCGCGGGAACGUGUCCCUAGCAACUCGCGAGAGCUUGUUCCUGACUGCAAUUGAAGUCCUUGAGUUCGGACGCCUGCUCGAAGCCGAUCCCAAGACUGCGAAGUGGGGCUGGCUAUUCCGGACUAACAUGCAAUGGCACGGAGUCGCGUUCGUCUUGUCUGAGGUGUGCGUUCGCCCCAUCUGCCCUGUGACCGAUCGAGCCUGGAAUGCCGUUAGUUCACUUUACUCGGAAUGGGCUGUCCAGGCGACGCACAAGAAGGGUAUGCUGUGGCGGCCACUCGCUGCGUUAAUGAAGAGAGCCGCUGCCACUCGCUCCAAGCAACAGCAGGAACUGUUAGCCAAGUUUGGACCGGUGCGGAUACGACCAGUGCCUGUGAAUUCUCAGGUUGUCGGCGACAAUCAAUCUCUACCUCGAAUUCACAUGCCCAAUCUACAACCGGCGCAUCAAGCUACUGGGCCGCUCACUGCUGAUGCUGCUCUCAAUAUCGACCUCAGCCAAGGGCCCUGGAGUGCUAUACAAGGUAUCUUCCCUGAUACAGACUUCUUCAACCCUGCGCAGAACAAUCUGUUUGAUGCCCCGCUUGUCGAGAAUACUGUUUCUGCGUCGAGGCUACCAACAGGAUUGCCCUAUAAUGCUCCCAUGAGCAAUCCUUUGUUGAACCAGCCGUCGCAACCACUCCCUGACGCUCCUCAACUUAGUUGGGAUGAGUGGGAUCAGGUUAUGCGUGAUUUCCAGAUGGAUGUUGAGAAAGAUGAAUCAAACCCGGCCAAGGGAACUAAUGUCACUGACUGGUUCAGUUGA